Molecule: messenger RNA, 1674 nt
Organism: Rhizophagus irregularis DAOM 181602=DAOM 197198
Lineage: Eukaryota; Fungi; Glomeromycota; Glomeromycetes; Glomerales; Glomeraceae
Molecular function (GO): protein binding
Source: RefSeq, a predicted model, not a curated record
AUGAUUGGAAAAUAUUUAUUAUCAUUAUUUUAUUAUAAUGAUAUUAUUUUAGAUAAAAUAAAUUUGAGUAAGUUAGAAUAUUCAGAAUCUGCUAGAAAAGGUAAUCCAAUAGCUCAAUAUAAUUUAGGGUAUUGUUAUCAAUAUGGUAAAAGAGUAGCUAAAGAUUAUAAUAAAGCAUUUAUAUGGUAUUCUAAAUCAGCUAAUAAUGAUUAUGCAUUGGGACAAAAUAAUUUAGGAGAAUGUUAUGAGAAAGGAAUUGGUACUGAUAAAGAUUUUGAAAAAGCAUUUGAAUGGUAUUCCAAAUCAGCUGAAAAUGGGAGUGCUGAAGGUCAAAAGAAUUUAGGAAAUUGUUAUUAUUACGGAAGAGGAGUAACAAAAGAUUAUAAUAAAGCAUUCGAAUUGUAUUCCAAAUCAGCUAAUAGUGGAUAUGCUUUAGGUCAAAAUAAUUUGGCUCGUUGUUAUGAGAUUGGAAUUGGAAUAGAUAAAGAUCUUAAUAAAGCAUUUGAAUUAUAUUUUAAAUCAGCUAAUUGUAAAUGUGCUAUAGGUCAAUAUAAUUUAGGUGUUUGCUAUGAGAAUGGAAUUGGAACUAAUAAAGAUAAUAGUGAAGCAUUUAAAUGGUAUUUUAAAUCAGCAAAUGAAGGAUAUAGUCUUGGUCAAUAUAGAUUAGGUAUUUGUUAUAAUUAUGGUAUAGGUACUAGCAUAAAUAUUAAAGAAGCAGCUAUUUGUAAAUUAGAAUAUUCAGAAUCUGCUAGAAAAGGUGAUCCAAUAGCUCAAUAUAAUUUAGGAUAUUGUUAUCAAUAUGGUAAAAGAGUAGCUAAGGAUUAUAAUAAAGCAUUUAUAUGGUAUUCUAAAUCAGCUAAUAAUGAUUAUGCAUUGGGACAAAAUAAUUUAGGAGAAUGUUAUGAGAAAGGAAUUGGUACUGAUAAAGAUUAUGAGAAAGCAUUUGAAUGGUAUUUCAAAUCAGCUGAAAAUGGGAGUGCUGAAGGUCAAAAGAAUUUAGGAAAUUGUUAUUAUUACGAAAGAGGAGUAACAAAAGAUUAUGAGGAAGCAUUUAAAUUAUAUUCCAAAUCAGCUAAUGAUGGGUGUGCUGAAGGUCAAAAGAAUUUAGGAAAUUGCUAUUAUUAUGGAAGAGGAAUAACACAAGAUUACGAGAAGGCAUUUGAAUUGUAUUCUAAAUCAUCUGAAAAUGGAAAUGCUUUAGCUCAGCAUAAUUUAGGUUGUUGCUACAUACAUGGUAAUGGAGUGGUAAAAGAUUAUAAUAAAGCAAUUGAGUUGUAUUCUAAGUCAGCUAAUAAUGGAUGUAGUGAAGGUCAAUGUAGUUUAGCAUAUUGUUAUGAAUGUGGCGAAGGGGUUGAGAAAGAUUAUUACAAAGCGUUUGAAUGGUAUUCUAAAGCAGCCAACAAUGGAUGUAGUAUAAGUCAAUGUAGUUUGGGAAAUUUCUAUUAUGAUGGACUUGGAACAGAUAAAGAUGAUAAUAAAGCAUUUGAAUGGUAUUUUAAAUCAGCAAAUGAAGGAUACAAUAUUGGGCAAUAUAGACUAGGUAUUUGUUAUCAUUAUGGUAUAGGUACUAGCAUAAAUAUUGAAGAAGCAGUUAUUUGGUAUAAAAGGGCCUCAGAUAAUGGAUAUAUGAAUGCAAAUAUUGAGCUAGAUAAAAUCAAUGAAUUAGUGGCAUAA